Molecule: messenger RNA, 1211 nt
Organism: Rosa rugosa (rugosa rose)
Lineage: Eukaryota; Viridiplantae; Streptophyta; Magnoliopsida; Rosales; Rosaceae
Product: L-ascorbate peroxidase 3-like
Exons: 9
Coding region: 166-1023 (285 amino acids)
Biological process (GO): response to reactive oxygen species; cellular response to oxidative stress; hydrogen peroxide catabolic process
Molecular function (GO): heme binding; peroxidase activity
Source: RefSeq, a predicted model, not a curated record
AGUUAUCCAAUGGGGCUGGUGGAGCGCGCGUGAUCAAGUCUAACAACCUCACUCUUGUCUAUAGCCAUUUCUCUUUCAUCGCUCUCAUUACUCUCACACUCUCUCUCUCUCUGAUCGUUUCCUCUUCACUCCGAGUCGCCGCAGUAGCCCUCCGUCCUUGCUCCGAUGGCGUCGCCGGUCGUCGACAAAGAUUACCUCAAAGAAAUCGAUAAGGCUCGCCGUGAUCUCCGUGCUCUCAUUUCCAGUAGAAACUGCGCUCCGAUCAUGCUCCGACUAGCGUGGCACGAUGCUGGUACUUACGAUGCGAAGACGAAGACCGGUGGGCCUAACGGUUCCAUUAGGAAUGAAGAAGAGUAUACUCAUGGCUCUAAUAGUGGAUUGAAGAAAGCUGUUGAUUUUUGCGAGGAAGUGAAGUCUAAGCAUCCAAGGAUUACUUAUGCAGACCUGUACCAGCUUGCUGGUGUUGUUGCUGUUGAGGUCACUGGAGGCCCCACCAUUGAUUUCACUCCUGGCAGGAAGGAUUCAAAAAUUUCUCCCAAAGAAGGAAGACUUCCAGAUGCGAAAAGAGGUGCACCACAUCUGAGGGACAUCUUCUAUCGAAUGGGGUUAUCGGACAAGGAUAUUGUUGCACUCUCUGGGGCUCAUACGCUGGGAAGGGCACAUCCAGAGAGAUCUGGUUUUGAUGGUCCUUGGACUCAGGAACCCCUGAAGUUUGAUAACUCAUACUUCGUAGAAUUGCUGAAAGGGGAAUCAGAGGGAUUGCUGAAACUCCCAUCAGAUACAGCUCUGUUAGAUGAUGCUGAGUUCCGUAAAUAUGUUGAGCUAUAUGCAAAGGAUGAGGAGGCAUUUUUCAGAGAUUAUGCUGAAUCACAUAAGAAACUCUCUGAGCUUGGGUUUACUACAAGUUCCUCCAAGAUUAUUGCAAAGGAUAGCACCAUAAUAGCACAAGGCGCAGUUGGAGUUGCAGUUUGUGCUGCUGUCGUGAUCCUGGGCUACUUAUAUGAAGCUCGCAAAAGAAUGUAGACUUGCUUGCUGAUUACUCUGGAUCCCUUAUGAAUAAGUGACAUUGAAUUUUGUUUCUUUAUUUUUUCGUUCGCUUAGAUUGAGAGAGGUCUGUACUUCAUAUCUUUGAUAACAUUAAUAUCCCAUUCUUCCGUGCAGCUUAGCUGGUACAUUUACUACUAGAAACAUACAAGUGAAACUUUGAGUCA